This is a messenger RNA of Psammomys obesus (fat sand rat), 1744 nucleotides long. RefSeq names its product succinyl-CoA:glutarate-CoA transferase (gene Sugct). Bases 65 to 1375 code for a protein of 436 amino acids. The record is from RefSeq and is a predicted model, not a curated record. NCBI's taxonomy places the organism in Eukaryota, Metazoa, Chordata, Mammalia, Rodentia, Muridae. Gene Ontology annotation, molecular function: catalytic activity. The transcript is spliced from 14 exons.
CUAGCAGAGGGGUCUAAGGUCGAGGCGUUAGAUCUCGGGGCGCUCUCGCUUGGCUGAGGGGGCGAUGCUGUGGAUGCUGGCCAGGGCGGUGGCUUUUCGGAGACCCUGGCAAGCACGGGCCCGCGGGAGGGGGCUGUGGACCGGCCGCCCGCAGUCAGGUACUGACAAUAUGAAGCCCCUGGAAGGUGUGAGAAUUCUGGAUCUAACAAGAGUACUGGCAGGACCAUUUGCAACAAUGAAUUUAGGAGAUCUUGGAGCAGAGGUUAUAAAAGUGGAAAGACCGGGAGCUGGUGAUGACACACGAACUUGGGGACCUCCUUUUGUGAACACAGAAAGUACAUAUUUUCUUAGUGUUAAUCGAAAUAAAAAAAGUAUAGCUGUUAAUAUCAAGGAUCCGAGAGGGGCAAGAAUUGUCAAAGAGCUUACAGCCACUUGUGAUAUUUUUGUGGAAAACUAUGUGCCUGGCAAGCUUUCUGAGAUGGGCCUAGGAUAUGAGGAUAUAGACAAGAUUGCUCCUCACAUCAUCUACUGUUCCAUCACAGGAUAUGGCCAGACAGGGCCCAUGUCUCAGAGAGCAGGUUAUGAUGCUAUCGCCUCUGCUAUGUCUGGUCUAAUGCACAUCACAGGGCCCGAGGAUGGAGAUCCUGUUCGCCCAGGUGUGGCCAUGACUGAUCUUGCCACUGGCCUGUUUGCCUAUGGAGCCAUUAUGGCUGGCCUCAUACAACGUUACAGAACUGGAAAAGGACUGUUCAUUGAUUGUAACCUACUGUCAUCUCAGGUGGCAUGUUUGACCCACGUAGCUGCUAAUUAUCUUAUUGGCCAAAAGGAAGCAAAGCGCUGGGGCACAGCUCAUGGCAGUAUUGUUCCUUAUCAGGCUUUUAAAACCAAGGACGGCUAUCUUGUAGUUGGAGCAGGAAAUAACCAACAGUUUGCUGUUGUAUGCAAGAUCUUGAAUUUGCCUGAAUUAAUUGAUGAUUCCAAGUAUAGAACGAACCAUCUUCGGGUACAAAAUAGAAAAGAACUUGUGAAAAUCCUGUCUUCACGGUUUGCAGAAGAAGUGACAGCCAAGUGGCUUUGUCUCUUUGAAGGAAGUGGGAUCCCAUAUGGCCCAAUCAACAGUAUGAAGGAUGCAUUUUCAGAUGCCCAGGUCUUGCACAAUGGCCUCGUUAUGGAAAUGAAUCAUCCCACUGUGGGGAAGAUUUCAGUCCCAGGUCCAGCUGUGAGAUACAGCAAGUUCAAGAUGUCAGAGGCAAAGCCACCUCCCCUGCUGGGACAGCACACAAGGCACAUCCUGAAGGAGGUCCUCAGAUAUGACGAUGGAGCUAUUGAGGAGCUACUCAGCACUGGUGUGAUAGAGCAACAUGCAACCAAGUGACAGAUACCAGUGCACCCGGCAGCCCAGCUGCCUGUGUAUGCCUUUCCCCAGUUUCGGUCCCCUAAAACCAGAGUGAGAACAACUGCAGAUUUCCCGCCCUACAUCUCUGGGGUAACUUUAGAAUUAAAGUCUAGUACCCGUUUAAAAACUUAUCAUUUUGACUUUUUUUCUCCUCCAGAAAACAAUUCAAUUGUUUAUGUGUGGACUUUGAUUAAUACUAAUGUUUUCAUCCAAAAAAAGUGAUGACUGUUUGCUGAUGGAAUGUUGUUCUGAUUUGAUUUCUCCACAAUGGACACAUGUAUGGAAGCAUCAAAUUAUAAAUUGUAGUUUUGAUUUGUCAGUUGAAAAUAAAGCAAAACAUACAAAAUA